AAAAAAAAAAAAAAAAGAAAUCACAAAUGAGGGGAGACUAAAGGUAUGCCGGAGGAAUGAUGAUGUUCAUCCCCCAUCCCAUCCCAUGCUUAGCCCUUCUUGAUGCCUCGUUCCCAUCUGGGUUCCCGUUCGAACUAAUGCCGAUCCGAAACUCUGGGAAACCAGACUGGCCCUGGAGAAAAUGAGGGGCGCUUAGAUUUGGAGACAUGCAUCCGAAGUCAUGCGAUGAAUCAGAAUUUGCAGUCCCCGGAGGGUCCCUGUUCGACAACAGCCAGGAGAUGAGUAGAUGGAGUUACGUCGUAUUCAGUGAUUCACAGUAUUCGGGGGCGUCGUCGAAUCCAGUCACGUUUUACCCGCGGAGAAUGGUUCCUUGUCACCUGACCCCCGGUCAAGGUUUUCCACCGGCGUAGUACUUCUCAUGUAAUUACUCCCUCACUAUUGACCUUGGCUGUUGGAGAUGCACCGUCAUCCCAUACAAAUUAUAAUAACUUCUCAUGCCUCCCCGGUGUUCGUUCGGUCUUGGCAAAUUCUUUCCCCAUCCCAGGAACUCAGGAGUACUCUGGAAACUUGGUUCGGUUUGAGAUUUCUCUUCUCCCCCAAAAGUACAGCACAAUAUACAUACCAUCUCACUUUAUCCUCCUUCCUUUUCUUGUUCCUGUCCAGUCUGGAAGAGGUAAAACACCGGGAUCAGCCGACGCGGUACCAACCAGCCGACUCCACUGUGAUCACUGACAGUCCAGUCAGUCAUACGAUGUACAUUCCCCAUAGAAACAACAAUAGCCGAAACUUAAAUCCUACUAUUUUCCCACCAUGGUUGGGCUAUCGGCGGCGUUUCGAGAACGUUGCCAUCAGGAGAGGUUCGUCAACUAUUCGGUCUUGGCGGAAUAGUCUGGAUUCCCUUCACGAAACAUCUUAUGUGGAUUGACUUCACGUGAAUUUUGUUUUUCGAUAAUGGCUGGAUUGAUGUCCUCAAACGUAGGAGACCCUUAUACAGGGUACUGAAGGUACCUUUGGGGGAGAAAAAGCAGUAGAUCCGGGAUUUGCCAGUCAAGGAUGACUCGUAUCCUAGGAGUUAAGAGUAGACGUAGGAAUGAAAAAAAA
Molecule: messenger RNA, 1101 nt
Organism: Aspergillus caelatus
Lineage: Eukaryota; Fungi; Ascomycota; Eurotiomycetes; Eurotiales; Aspergillaceae
Exons: 1
Coding region: 458-925 (155 amino acids)
Source: RefSeq, a predicted model, not a curated record